UGACUUCUACAGUGCAGGGUAGUGGCUAGUGUCAGGGAAUUCAUUAGCAAUUUCCAAAGGCCUGGACUUCUAGUCAGCUGAGCCUCUGAGUAUUAACUGCUUACUACACUGAUGUUAAUCCACCCUUUUCUGGACAUAUUUGUGCUCCACUUCAACUGAAGACCUGGAAUCGAAAAUGAACUGGGCGUCCUUUUAUGCCGUUAUAAGCGGCGUAAAUAGGCACUCCACUGGCAUCGGCCGCAUCUGGCUCUCCGUCCUCUUCAUCUUCCGCAUCCUGGUCCUGGUGGUGGCGGCCGAGAGCGCCUGGGGCGACGAGAAGGCCGGCUUCACCUGCAACACCCAGCAGCCCGGCUGCGACAGCGUCUGCUACGACCAGUUCUUCCCCAUCUCGCACAUCCGCCUGUGGGCCCUGCAGCUCAUCCUGGUCUCCACCCCUGCCCUCCUGGUGGCCAUGCAUGUGGCUCACCGCCGCCACAUCGACAAAAAGAUCCUCAAGCUGUCCGGGAGGGGCAGCCCCAAGGACCUGGAGCAGAUCAAGAGCCACAAGUUCAAGAUCACCGGCGCUCUAUGGUGGACGUACAUGAUCAGCCUUGUAUUUCGCGUCCUCUUCGAGGUUGGGUUCAUGUACAUCUUCUACAUGAUCUACCCGGGCUACAAAAUGUUUCGUCUCGUCAAGUGCGACUCCUACCCCUGCCCCAACACGGUGGACUGCUUCGUGUCCCGUCCCACUGAAAAGACUAUCUUCACCGUCUUCAUGCUGGCGGUUUCCGGGGUGUGUAUCCUGCUCAACAUCGCUGAGGCGCUGUAUCUAGUGGGAAGGGCAUGCAGCAGGCACUUCCAGAAUGCUGAGGACUCACCCAUGGGAGCUUGGAUCACCAAGAAGCUUUGCUUUUAGCUAAAAAAGCCCUCCAGCCCUCCAGCCCUCGCUACUAACAAGGCUUAACCGGCUCCCGGCAUUGGUCCGGACACACCAUGGCAAUAACUUCAUUCAUUUAUUUUAUGCCUGCCCUGCUGUUGGAAUAUUUUACCAGAGGAAAUACUUUAUACAUUCAGGUAUGGACAGGUAAAGAAAACUUGAAAUCAUACUGCAACUUACAGUAUCAUCUAUUAAUGUGUUUACUUUAUUGAUUUUAAUUAUUUAUUUUUUAUUUAUGUAUUUAUUUUUGCAUUGAAAAGGCCCCAAACAAGAUGUUUCCAAUGCUUCACAAAUAUCGGCAACCACCAGCGUAAGACUUAGGGGCAAAAGUAUAACUGACUUGCAGUUCACUGUGUGGGUUGUAGAGGGGACAGUCUGGAAUGCAGGGAACCAAGGACUCAAAAGCUCUAAAAACUCAAGAGUGUUUUUAGUGGUGCCUAUAACAAUAGACUGUUUCUUUUGAAAUUUGAGGUGUGUUCAUUUUUAUUUGAACAUGCCUAAAGUAUGGAAAUAUUCCAAUGACUAGAUUCAACUAAACUAUGUCAAUGUGCUAUGAGACCAGUUUUUUAUCCUUGAACCAAAAAAGGAAGCCUCUGCCUUAACCUCUGACAAAAGUCUGAAAACAGCCGAGGUGCUGGAUAUUACAGAAUUAGAAGGUUGUGUAAAGGAAAAAAUACUAUACUUCAUUAAAAGCCUUUCUGUCCAUUGUAUUUAUAUAAGCACAGGAAAGGAAAUGUGUGUGUGUUAUUGCGCUGAUAGAAAACAUGGAUGACCCUAAGAGACUCAUUUUCCGCUGAACUAGAGUGCCACCUACAUGUGCCUGCAAAAAUGUUUAUGUUUUCAUGCGAUCCCUCCCCUGCCUUCACCUUCAGCCAUAUCUUACCACAGAUUUAGCAGUAGUGAUCCUCUGCCCUUUGGUGCCACUGAGCAGAUAUACAAAUCAAAGCCUUGACACAUUGGGCGUCCAUUUCAGGGAAGGGGGUCAGAGCUAAGCAACCUAUUUAGAACAAAAUCCACAAAGGAAAAUAUCUAACGCGUCAGUUGCCACAAGGAAAUAGCAAGCUACCCAGUGCAAUACCUUGGAUGUAAAUAGAUUAGAGCCCUCUAAAAGUCCAGGUGUGUUCACCUGAAGUAUAUUUGAUUCUGCUUUAACUCAUUUAUGAAUCACCCAUCUCAUAUCUUAAUAUCUCAAUGGUCAUUUCAGCCAUUCAUUUAAAUAAUACAACAUUCAUUGCUCAUAAUAAUCUAUGGCUUAAAAGUGUAUAGGUUAUUAUGUGGUUAAAUCUGCAAUAUGGAAAGGAAGGAUCCAUUACUCUAGAUUACAGUUUAUAUUUUGAAUUUGUCUAUUUGCUUUAUAGAAACAUUGUGGGGUGUAACCAGAAAAAAAGAAGUGCUUCAAAAUAAUUGUCUUUCAAUUAUUGAUAUCAUAAGGUGAUUUUAACGUCCCCCACCCAUAUGUUGAUUGUAAUAAGAUGGCAAAAUUGAACUCUAACAUAAUUUCCAAUGUUAUUGGCAAUAAUAAUUGACUGAACAUUUACUUUUAACUAUUCACUGAAGGUCAGAAUUUUAAAAUAAUCUUCCCAAAGUUAUUUUUUGCGAUUGUUCAGAGCCCCGGAAUAUACAUGAUUCAGAGGUGCGUAUGUCUUCCCUUCGGUAAAUAACUUAAACCAAACGGGUGAUUUAUUUAACUGUAAAUCUGUGUUGAUCAGCAAAGACAAAAUACCUCCAUGUUCAUCUUUUAAACCAUGCAUUUUCAUAUGAUACACUUAUGAUUGAAUGGACUGUAUAAUACAAUAAUGUAAACCCUGGAAUAUGUAACCAGUGAUUUCAUAUGUAUCAUUAACUACCGUUAUUAGUUUCAAAAGUCAUGUUUUUAUCUUAUUUUGAUGGAAUGUACAUUAUUUAAUAAAUUAAUUUGUGACAUGGUAUAAACAGUUCUAUUUUCCUGUAAUUUGCUCUAGCUUGACAGUAAUUAGCAGGAAAUUAGGACAUUUUUGGAAGACAUUAACAGUCUGAAGAAAUGGUGGUCUCUCAUUGCACAACAUGGCAAUGGUCUGACCCAGUGGAGAAUUCACAAAACCUAUAAUGAAUGAUGGAUGUACAUCGAACACUGGCACAACAGUUUUACAGCACAGACAGAACAUUAAAUUGUCAGUAUAUUUCAACAUUCAGUGAAGUAACAGAGAAAUGUGAAUCAAAUCAGUAAUGAGAAAGGAAAUACAGUUCAGUCUACAAGAUCACAAAUGUCUAAAGGCUGUCUGGAUUUUGUACCUUAAAUGAGUUUGCAGUAUGGAUGUAGAAAAACUCCCGCUAAAUUCUAUCCCAGGCUUGAUAAGGAUUGCCAUACAGAACUUCAGAAUUACGAACAGCACAAUAAUGAAUGUCCAAAUUUGGAUCAAACUGGAUCAAUUCUGGGAUACAGAAGGAAAAAUAUUUCCCAGUUUAAUAUGAAGCUAUGCCAAAACCUACAGGUCAGUUGUUACAAAUUCUGUCGAUGCUGAGAGAAGUAUCUUGCUAAGCAAGCUUUUAUGCAUCAAUGUCAAUCCAUGAAAGAAGAGACAGCAACUGACAAUGAUUACUUUUGACAACAGAAAUUAGAGCUCAUGACUUUAUCGCUUUAUCUAAUGCAUUGAACCUAACACAAGUGUCAACAAGUAUAGACAUUGCUCUCUCAUUCUCCUCUGGAUUAAGUGGCAUUUGAAUGAUUACCUAAAAUGGUUGCGACAAUUUUAACUGAAUGACUGUUUGACUUGUGGCUUGAAAUAGAGGUUCUGUCGACCUCUUGGUGCUGGAGGACUGAAAUGCAUGUGAAAUAAAAAACUGGAUUAUUCCACUGGGUCCUAAACCUGACUUCAUCCAUGUUAUGCUGUAAUGAAUAUUUUGCUGCACGGGAAGAAAUUUUCUACAGUUAGUGUAUUUUAAGACAAAAUAAAAUUCAAUUCUACCUUCUCUGGUGGGACUGUGUCCCAGUGUUUAGUAAAUGAAAGUCAAAUAUUUUAAAAUAUUAAAGUUUAAACUAAUAAAGUUUAAAAUAAUUAAAAUAAAAUAAUGCAGUGUUAUCAGUAUUGAAUUAUGGUACUUAAUUGUAAAAGAUGUCCACAGGAGACAUUCACAUUCAGAAGUCUGAUUCAUCUUUUCAAAUAUUUUCUAGUUGUAAAAAAAUACAGGACCACAUAACCAUUAUAAGAUGCAUCUUUGUACGACAACGUAAUGGAAAAUUAUAGACAAUUCCUAGAAGUAUAUGCAUGAUUAAUUGAAAGGUAAAUGUUUUUUUUUUCAGUGUUUUAUCAGUGCUGAUAAAUGCCUCUGUAUAACGUGCUGUCAAGGUUUAAAAAUGCAAAAAUGUUAUGCAGUCUAAAAAGUGUUAUUAAAAUAUUAAAUAUUGUAAAAAAUAAAAAACAAUAAAAAAACAAAACAAAUGAUCAGUGGAACAA
Anguilla anguilla (European eel) is the source of this 4350-nucleotide messenger RNA. RefSeq names its product connexin 27.5 (gene cx27.5). The record is from RefSeq and is a predicted model, not a curated record. Bases 176 to 895 code for a protein of 239 amino acids. The transcript is spliced from 2 exons. Gene Ontology annotation, biological process: cell communication. NCBI's taxonomy places the organism in Eukaryota, Metazoa, Chordata, Actinopteri, Anguilliformes, Anguillidae. Gene Ontology annotation, cellular component: connexin complex.